Aspergillus glaucus CBS 516.65 is the source of this 1341-nucleotide messenger RNA. RefSeq lists its product as uncharacterized. NCBI's taxonomy places the organism in Eukaryota, Fungi, Ascomycota, Eurotiomycetes, Eurotiales, Aspergillaceae. The transcript has a single exon. Bases 376 to 933 code for a protein of 185 amino acids. The record is from RefSeq and is a predicted model, not a curated record.
AAUCAACUUAGAUCACCAUAUUAAGAACGAUAAUGGAUACCUUAAAUGGGUUGUAAGUAAUCCCAGCUAUCUGUGGGAUGGUAUUGGGCCAUACUAACUAAUAUUCAAAGUCUUGAAAGUUAAAGUUGGAGAAUUAGACAUUCGGCGUCUACAGUAAAGAAUAUAAAUAUGAUGCUAUUUUUAUAAGAACUGCAUGCUUCUUAAAACCAAGCUAGUCCGGGGCAAUCUAUAUGUGACGGUCCCGAGCAAUAUGAGUAUAUUGGUAGAUUAUCUGACAAAAUUCUAACAUGAGGAGAGAAAAGGAAAGAGGCAGGCCUGCCGGCGACGAGCUAUCUAAUGUGUGCGAAGGGUUUAAGCGAGGCUCAGUGACUGUCCAUGCUCAGUGAAUGUCUAUGCUCCGUGACAUUACCCCCUCCUCCCGAUGAAGGGCUGCCCUCAGUCCUUCGAAACUGGAUAAUCAUCAUCCCGGUGGUCAUCCAGGAACUCCUCAUCUUCUGCUGCGCGGAGCCAGUCAAGCAAUCGACGGGGUGGCCCUGGUGCCUCUGGGUUCGCUGCAUGGAAGACCUGCAGCUUUACCGGGCUGUUCUUGAAGUCUCAGGCAGGGUACCAGUUCAGGUCAUCAUCAUAACUGAUCCACUUCACCCAGUACUGCAGUUUUCGGUAUCUCAGUCAGGAGGCAAGGAUCUCCUCCACUUCCCAUUCAUCUUGGUUGUUGACAGUGAUUGGCGGUGGUUUGUCUGCAUGCUGGCCAGGAAGGGGUUCAGAUGUGGAGGCCCUGCGGAGGUGCUCUGGAUUGAUAACUGGGUGGACCUUGAUAGAGGCUGGCAGGUCAAUGUGGAACGCAUUUCCUUCCUUUGCAAGGAUCUGGAAAGGGCCCACCCACUGAUAGUCAAGCUUCUUGCUUGGAUGGCCUGUGUUCCAGUUCUUUGUUGAUAUCAUUAUCAUGUCAUCUACAUUGAAAUCCACUUCCUGCCUUGAGCAAUUUGCAUUCCGCUGUUGGCGUGCCUGGGCAGUGUGGAUUCAUUCUUGCACCCAGUCCCAUGUCUCUUGUAAUUGUUGUAGUUGUUGCUGGGCAUUUGCCUCUGUAACUGUUCCAUUAAGGUUUGAUAUCCAGUCAAAAGAUGUCCUGGGGGUGUAGCCACUGUCAAUGAGGAAAGGAGAAGUCUCUGUGGACUCACCCACCAAUAGUGCACCAGCAAAGUCUAUCAUGGGGAGCUUUUCUGACCAGUCAUCCUGAUAAUGAUUCACAAAUGGGCGUAAGUGCUGUUCAAUGAUCUGGUUUGCAUUCUCUGUCUGUCCAUCUGUUUGUGGGUGGUCAGCAGUUGAGAGCUUCAGCUUCAC